UGCUAAAUUUAGGCGUAUUGUACCACAACGUUUGGCAUCCGAAGCAGUGGAACAUUUACAGCCGUAGAGUAGUCACAAUUAUUAUUUAAACGUCUCGUUGAGUUGCUCACGAUUGUUUGAUAUUGAGCGAACGCAGGUUGUAUUGACAGGAAUUUCUUCUUUUGCCAACGGUAUUGACCGUUCAAGGCGUUAGGCUGCCUCCCAUCCUAAAAGCUCUGGGACAGGAUUUCUCUCAUUUACUGUAUCCCGCAUAGUAAACAAUGCAUUGUGUAUGUUUCAUACUGGUGAUAAACACCGUGCUCACUGGUGUCUGGGGAUUCGGUAGUGGGGCACCGGAACAAAGCUGUGUAACAAUGAUGCCUAAUCAUACACCGCAGAUUAUGGAUUCUACUACUCAGGAUACUACACCAUUUGCCGCUCAGAAUCCUAACACAUUUGUCUAUGAUGUAACAAUAUCAAACGAUGGGUAUGUCCCAGGACGACUGUUGUCAGUAUUUGUUACUCAAGCUCGAUUUAAGGGGGUUAUUAUUCAAGCUCGUCGUGUUGGUACUACCGAAGCUGUCGGUUCAUGGAUCGAACAACCGAACGUAUUUCGCAUAUACGCCUGUCCUAGUACUGCAACCUCGGAGAACACGUUGACGCACCAACAAAGGACAUAUAAGAGAGACGUAAUAUUGCAAUGGAGGGCACCGACCCAAGAUGUUGGGACCAUUGAAUUUGUAUAUACGUUUGUACAACAGCUCAAUCACUUCUGGACUGUAAUCAGAUCUCAACCACUCAAUGCACAGCCUGGAAUUGAUUGUUCGCCAACAACACCUUGCUUGAAUGGUGGAACCUGUACCCCAGUGCCAUCUGGUGGAUUUGAGUGUAUAUGUACCAAUGCUUUUAUGGGACCCUUUUGCAAUCAAGAUUCGCCAUUACGUGUCUGUUUGGAAUCCCCGUGCUCAAAUAAUGGGACUUGCUUUGUUACCGCGACAGAAUCCAACAGUUUUACCUGUGAGUGUGCUGAUGGUUACACGGGAACCCUUUGCACAGAAACAGAAGAAGCUAAUAAUGGUUGCAUCAAUAACCCCUGUCUUAAUGGAGGCACUUGCUUUACUAGUAGUAGUAGUAGUACCAAUGGUAAUGGGUAUUUCUGUGAAUGUCCAACAAGUUUCACAGGGUCAAACUGUGAAACAGCUGAAGCUGAUGGCUGCACUGUUAACACCUGUCUUAAUGGAGGCACAUGCUUUACUAGUAGUAAUAGUGGUGUUGGGUAUUUCUGUGAUUGUCAGACAGGUUUCACAGGAAAAAACUGUGAAACAGGACAAACUUGCAGUAACAGCCCCUGCCUUAACAGUGGUACAUGCUUUACCAGUAAUAAUGGUGAUGGAUAUUUCUGUGAAUGUGCGAUGGGUUUUACUGGUACAAACUGCCAAACAGCUUCAUCACCAUGUGCUAUCAAUGAAUGUAUGAAUGGAGGAACUUGCAUAAUAACAUCAUUUAGUAGUUACAUGUGUCGAUGCCCAUCUACGUACACCGGGAAUAAAUGUGAAACAGCUAUUAACACUGUGGCACCACAGCUACCUUGUGCAACAUCACCAUGUUUAAAUGGAGCCACUUGUUUUAACUUACCUUCUGGGGGAUAUUUUUGCACGUGCUCUUCUGGCUACUCAGGCCCAACAUGUGCAUCAGCAUCGGGGAAAACACUGCCAUGUGACUAUCUACCUUGUCUGUAUCAGGGUGUUUGCAUGAAUCUCGACAGUGGAUCAUACAUAUGCCUUUGUUUGCGUGGUUAUUCAGGCAGACACUGUGAACAAGCUAAUAUAGUGGACUCAUGUGACCCAUCCCCGUGUCAAAAUGGAGGAAUAUGUCAACAACAACCGAAUGACCAAUCAAGUUACAGCUGUUUGUGUACAAAUGGUUUCUCUGGGACUAACUGCGAAACAGGAGGUAAUCUUGGAUCUUGCGAUUCGCAACCAUGUCAAAAUGGUGGCACAUGUUUCACCGGGUUUAAUAACGGCAAUUACGUUUGCCAGUGCCUUAGUGGCUAUACUGGCACUAACUGUGAGACCCCAGGAUUUUGCAUAUUAUUUCCGUGUCAAAAUGGUGGUCAGUGUGUCUCCACAACUAGUGGUUAUGUUUGCCAGUGUGUGAAUGGAUUUACGGGCACUAACUGCGAGACCCCAGGAUCUUGCGCAUUAUUUCCAUGUCAAAAUGGUGGCCAGUGUCUCCCCACAACUAGUGGUUAUGUUUGCCAGUGUGUGAAUGGAUUUACGGGCACUAACUGCGAGACCCCAGGAGGUAAUCUUGGACCUUGCAAUACGCAACCUUGUCAAAAUGGUGGCACAUGCUUCACCGGAUUUAAUAACGGCGAUUACUUUUGUCAGUGCCUUAGUGGCUAUACUGGCACUAACUGCGAGACCCCAGGAUCUUGCGCAUUAUUUCCGUGUCAAAAUGGUGGCCAGUGUCUCCCCACAAAUAGUGGUGGUUAUGUUUGCCAGUGUGCGAGUGGAUUUACUGGCACUAACUGCGAGACCCCAGGAUCAUGUGCAUUAUUUCCGUGUCAAAAUGGUGGCCAGUGUCUCCCCACAACUAGUGGUUAUGUUUGCCAGUGUGUGAGUGGAUUUACAGGCACUAACUGCGAGAUCUCAGUAACCGCAUGCUCCAGUAAUCCGUGUGUGAAUGGUGGUCAAUGCUUCAUCAGCAAUUUAGAUGCUAGUCAAUAUUUUUGUGAAUGCCCAUUUGGGUUCAGUGGUAGAAUGUGCCAAUCAGCUCUUACGUGUACUAGUAGCCCUUGUUUGAAUGGUGGUACAUGCUACACAUUAUUUGUCGGUAGUGGUUUUUAUUGUGAAUGUCCUAAUGGCUUUACUGGUGAUAACUGUGGGCAAGUUGUGAAUGUUGCCUGUUUGAGUGGACCCUGUUUGAAUGGCGGAACAUGUUCAUUACUCGGAACUGGAUAUGUUUGUAACUGCCUCCCCGCCUUUGCUGGAAUGCGUUGUGAAAGCAAUGCGAUGGAUAUAUGCAGCUCGCAUUUGUGCCAAAAUGGUGGCUCAUGUGAAGGACAUGUGACAUACUACCGAUGCAUUUGUCCGGCGGAAUUCACUGGCGAAAAUUGCGAGGAAGCUGUUACGCCAUGUUAUCCUAGCCCGUGUGUCAACGGGGCGUGUAGCCUAUCUGGUGUUUCCUAUUAUUGUACCUGCUACCCGGGCUGGAUGAGCACGGAUUGUGACCUGCCCCUCAAUGCGUGUGCCUCAGAUCCAUGCUUAAAUGAUGGUUUUUGUACAGACUUGCAAACACACUUUACGUGUGGGUGCAAAACAAAUUUUGAUGGUGAUCGCUGUGAAAUCAUUAUUGACACAUGCACGUCAGGCACCAACCCAUGCCAGAACGGUGCCACAUGUCAUCACAUCGAUGAGUCCUAUAGGUGUUAUUGUGUUGACGGUUAUGAAGGGCUCUUCUGCGAGGCCAAUGUCAAUGAAUGUGCUGAUAACCCCUGUUUGAAUGGAGGAAUAUGUACUGAUUUGGUCGGAAGUUAUACUUGCACCUGCCCAACUGGAUACAGUGGAUUUCGUUGUGAAAUCGCACCAAAUAACGUGUGUGAAUCAAGUCCAUGCAUUAAUGGAGCUACAUGUAUAGGAGACUCAACUCAAUAUACUUGCAUGUGCCUUGAAGGAUACAUUGGAACAAGAUGUGAAUUUGAACGUGAUGCAUGCACACCAUACCCUUGUCAGAAUGGAGGCGUUUGUGAAAGUUUCCGGACUUACUAUGAAUGUACCUGCCCUGUAGGAUUCACUGGGACUAAUUGUGAACUUGAACGUGAUGCAUGCACACCAUACCCUUGUCAGAAUGGAGGCGUUUGUGAAAGUUUCCGGACUUACUAUGAAUGUACCUGCCCUGUAGGAUUCACUGGGACUAAUUGUGAACUUGAUGUGAUGGAGUGUACGAGUGAUCCAUGCCAGAAUGGUGGCACUUGUGUAGAGGGGUUCAACAGCUUUGCUUGUCUCUGUGUCACAGGUUAUAGUGGAUCCCGAUGUCAAACUGAUAUCAAUGAAUGCAGCAGCAACCCUUGUGCGAAUGGCGCCACCUGUGUAAAUGAAAUUGGCAGAUACAAUUGCAUUUGUCCGUCUGGCUUUGAGGGUCUUACUUGCAGCUCAGUGGCCAUUUGUUCAAGCACACCUUGUGUUAAUGGAGGAGUUUGUGUAACUUCUGCUAAUUCUUUUCAAUGUAUAUGUUCUACUGGAUAUGAGGGGGUAUAUUGUGAGUUUGAGAUCAAUGAAUGUGCAAGCGCUCCAUGUCAGAAUGGCGCCCUCUGUAGAGAUGGGAUUGGUCAAUACACCUGUGACUGUCUCCCUGGUUACCGUGGUAUUUGGUGCCAAGAAGACAUAAAUGAAUGUGAAAGUUUUCCCUGUCGGAAUGGUGCAGUUUGCCAGGACUUUGUCAAUUUCUUUGUGUGUGAAUGUACUGUUGGAUAUCAGGGCCUUUUUUGUGAAACAGAUAUUGAUGAAUGUUUAAGUAAUCCCUGUCAGAAUGGAGCCACUUGCUUCCAGUAUGUCGGUGGCUUCACAUGUGCUUGUGUGGUCGGCUGGACUGGUGCCACAUGUAGCAUUGAUAUAUUAGAAUGUAGCAGCAAUCCUUGUCUCAAUGGUGCCGCAUGUCUUGAGCUCACAAAUGGAUAUUUCUGCAGUUGUGUUCCUGGUUAUGAAGGAAGCAGAUGUGAAAGAGAUAUCAAUGAUUGCAUAAGUUCACCUUGUACGAACGGUGGAUUGUGUAUUGACGGGGUUAAUUUAUUUACCUGUCAAUGUUUACCUGGCUAUGAGGGUGUAUUCUGUGAAUUUGAGAUCAAUGAGUGUGCGAGUUCUCCCUGUCAGAACGGCGGCUUUUGUACAGAUGAGAUAAAUAGAUUCACCUGUAAUUGCAUACCAGGAUUUCGUGGGCUUUGGUGCCAGGAAGAGAUAAGAGAAUGUGAAAGUUUUCCAUGUCGGAAUGGUGCAACUUGUACUGAUCUUAUCAACAGUUAUGUUUGUGAAUGUCGAGUUGGUUAUACAGGCAUCCAUUGUGAAAUAGAUAUUGAUGAAUGUUUAAGUAAUCCCUGUCAGAAUGGCGCCACUUGCUUCCAGUAUGUUGGUGGCUUCACAUGUGGCUGUGUAGCCGGCUGGACUGGUGCCACAUGUAGCAACGAUAUAUUAGAAUGUAGCAGCAACCCUUGUCUCAAUGGUGCCGCAUGUCUUGAACAGUUGAAUAUGUACUUCUGUUUAUGUGUUCCUGGUUACGAUGGCAACCAGUGUGAAAGAGAAAUCUUUGAGUGUUCAAGUUCUCCUUGUACAAAUGGAGCUGUUUGUGCCGAUCUCAUAAACGGUUUUCAAUGCCAGUGUUUACCUGGUUAUGAGGGUGUAUUCUGUGAAUUUGAAAUCAACGAGUGCGCAAGUUUUCCAUGUCAGAAUAGCGCCCUCUGUACAGAUGAGCUGAAUCGAUUUGUUUGUUCUUGUUCACCUGGAUUUAGAGGUGUCUGGUGUCAGGAAGACAUUGAUGAAUGUUUAAGCACCCCUUGCAUGAAUGGGGCAACUUGUGAUGACCUCAUCAAUGGCUACAUAUGCAGAUGUUCUCCUGGUUUUCAAGGGGUGGAUUGUCAAGAAGACAUUGACGAAUGCAUUAGCAAUCCAUGUUUGAAUGGCGCCACCUGUUUCCAAGGAUUUGGCUCAUAUGUAUGCGGCUGCAGUGCGGGUUGGUACGGCCCCCAGUGUGGCAUGGAUGUCCCUGAAUGCAGCAGUGAUCCGUGCCUAAAUGGGGGCACAUGUCAAGAAUUGACAAAUGCCUUCGUUUGUGUCUGUCCAAGUGGAUUUGAAGGCAGUCGUUGUGAGAGAGAUGUGUUUGAGUGCGAAAGUAAUCCUUGUCAAAAUGGAGGCUUCUGCUUUGACGAAGUCAAUUCUUUUACAUGCUAUUGUGUUCCUGGAUUUGAGGGUGUGGUCUGUGAAAUCGACUCUGAAAACUGUAUUAAUAAUAAUUGUCAGAAUGGAGGCACUUGUGUUGAUGAGAUUAAUGGGUAUAGCUGCAUAUGCCCACCUGGAUACAGUGGUUUGCAGUGUGAAACAGAUAUCCGAGAAUGUGCAAGUUCACCCUGUCUUAAUGGUGCCAUGUGUAUUGAUAAUGUUAAUUUCUACACCUGUCAGUGUUUGCCUGGCUACACAGGUGCCAACUGUGAAAUAGAAAUUGAUGAAUGUUCCAGUAAUCCUUGUCAAAAUGGUGCCACUUGUCAGGACCUAGUGGACAUGUUUUUCUGCCAAUGUGCUGCAGGUUGGACCGGCUCUUUGUGUACUCUAGACAUAGUAGAGUGCAAUAGUAAUCCAUGCUUAAAUGGUGCCACCUGUGCUGAGAUGGCCAACGGUUACCUUUGUAACUGCCCAGUUGGUUAUGAAGGUGAUCGAUGUGAAACAGCGAUUCUUCGAUGUAGUAGCAGUCCGUGCCAGAAUGGUGGCACAUGUACAGAAGAAGUUAAUGGUUUCAUAUGUGACUGUCUGUCUGGAUGGGAAGGCACUUUCUGCACACAAGAGAUCCAAGAGUGUGCUAGCACUCCCUGCUUGAAUGGUGCCACUUGUGAUGAUAUAGUCAAUGGUUACAUCUGCAGAUGUCCACUUGGCUUUCAGGGGACUCUAUGCGAACAAGAUAUCAAUGAAUGUCAGAGUUCACCGUGCCAGAAUAGCGGAACUUGCCAGGACCAGGUCAACAGAUUCAUCUGCAUGUGUUCAUCUGGAUUUCAGGGAAUUUUCUGUGAACAAGAUGUGAAUGAAUGUAUAAGCAGACCGUGUCAGAACGGAGCUGUUUGCAGGAACUUGGUAAAUAGCUAUGUCUGCGAGUGCCCUUUAGGUUGGACUGGUCUGUUAUGUGAGAUUAACAUUGAUGAAUGUCAAAGUUUACCUUGUUUGAAUGGUGCCACCUGUACUGAUAAUGUAAACGGUUAUUUCUGCACCUGUCCACUUGGGUAUACCGGUAACAAUUGUGAAGAAGAUAUCGAUGAGUGCUUCAGUGGCCCGUGUCUUAACGGGGGCAUAUGUUCAGAUCAAGUCAAUGGUUUUCUGUGUCAGUGUGUUGCUGGGUGGCAAGGUAUAUAUUGCCAGCAACAGGUAUUGGAAUGUGCCAGUUCACCAUGUCAGAAUGGUGCCAAUUGUAUAGAAGCUAUCAAUGGUUAUGCAUGUAUCUGCGCACCUGGAUACACAGGUGGUCUUUGUGAAACAGAGGUCCUAGAAUGCCAGAGUUCACCAUGUCAAAACGGAGCCACCUGUAUUGAACAAAUUAAUUCAUUUGCAUGUAUCUGUCCACCUGGCUGGACAGGAUUAUACUGUGAUUUGGAUAUCCUUGAAUGUGCCAGUCAACCAUGUCAAAAUGGUGCCGCCUGUACUGACCAGAAUAGAGGGUUUGUCUGCACUUGUCCACCUGGAUUUGCAGGAGUGCUUUGUGAUAUAGAAAUCGAUGAGUGUUCCAGCAAUCCCUGCCAAUUUGGUGGUUGCACUGAUUUUAUCAAUGCCUUUAGAUGUGACUGCCUCCUUGGAUAUGGUGGUGUAUUUUGUCAAGAAGAAAUUAAUGAAUGUGACAGUGACCCAUGUCUCAAUGGAGCUACCUGCACAGAUCAACUGAACAGGUACACAUGUUCAUGUGUCCCAGGGUGGACAGGUGACAACUGUGACGUUGACAUAUUAGAAUGCUCUAGUGCACCUUGUCAAAAUGGUGCCACCUGUUACGAAGUUAUCAAUGGCUACUACUGUUCCUGUGCACCUGGAUUUAAUGGACUGUAUUGUGGUCAAGAGAUAAAUGAAUGCAGUAGUAACCCUUGCCGGAAUGGAGGUACCUGUGAAGACUUUGUUGAUUUUUUCCGCUGCUUGUGUCCUGAUGGCGUCCAAGGAACAUUCUGUGAUCAAGGAAUUCAGGAAUGCAGUAGCACUCCUUGUCAAAAUGGUGGGACUUGCAUGGAUGGAAUCAAUCGUUAUGACUGCACUUGUCCAUUUGGUUGGUCAGGUGUGAAUUGCGAAAUUGAGGUGCGAGAGUGUGCUAGUUCACCAUGUCAGAAUGGCGCAGCUUGCAUUGAGUUAAUCGGUGCAUAUUCAUGUACGUGUGCUCCAGGCUACCAAGGAACUGUCUGUGCUGAAGAGGUGAAUGAGUGCGCUAGUAGCCCUUGCCAGAAUGGUGGUACGUGUGAGGAUUUUGUUGAUUUUUUCCGCUGUUUGUGUCCUAACGGCAUCCAAGGAACAUUCUGUAAUCAAGACAUACUGGAAUGCGGAAGCAACCCAUGUCAAAAUGGUGGGACCUGCGUGGAAGGAAUUAAUCGUUAUGACUGCAUUUGUCCAUCUGGUUGGACAGGUCCCACUUGUGCAGUUGAGGUGUUAGAGUGUGGUAGUUCACCAUGUCAGAAUGGUGGAACUUGCAUUGAGUCAGUUGGUGCUUAUACUUGCAAUUGUGCCCCUGGCUACCAAGGACGAGUUUGCGCUGAAGACAUUAAUGAGUGCAGCAGCACUCCGUGCAUGAACGGAGGAGCUUGUGACGACCUUGUUAAUUUCUUCCGAUGUCGGUGCGCUCCAGGAUACCAGGGUACAUUCUGUGAACAAGACUACAAUGAAUGUAAUAGCUCACCGUGUACAAAUGGCGGUACUUGUAGUGAUAUGACAAAUGCUUACAUUUGUAGCUGUCCUGCUGGUUUUACAGGAAUUCGUUGUGAAAUAGAUGUUGAUGAAUGCGCCGGUAACAUUUGUCAGUUUGGUGGGACGUGCCAAAACACACCUGGUAGUUACAUUUGUACUUGUGCCCAAGGUUUCAGCGGCCCAAAUUGUGAAAUUGAUGAAGAUGAAUGUUUGUCUGAUCCAUGUAUCAAUGGAGCCUGUAUAAAUUUACAAGGCUCCUUCCAGUGCAAUUGUUUGGCUGGCUGGAGUGGAACAUUAUGUGAAACAAAUAUUGAUAAUUGUGCAGCAUUGCCUUGUUUGAAUGGAGCCACUUGUACUGAUUUAGUAAACGCUUACAUCUGUGAAUGUCCACCUGGGUAUACUGGAAUCAAUUGUGAAUUAGAUGUUAAUGAAUGUUCUCCUACUAAUCCUUGUUUAAAUGGAGCUGCCUGCAUCAAUUUACAAGGCUCUUUCCAAUGCAAUUGUGCAACUGGCUGGACUGGAACAUUAUGUAAUAUAGAUGUUAAUGAAUGUUCUCCUACUAAUCCUUGUUUAAAUGGAGCUGCCUGCAUCAAUUUACAAGGCUCUUUCCAAUGUAAUUGUGUUGGUGGCUGGACUGGAACAUUAUGUAAUAUAGAUAUUAAUGAAUGUUCUCCUACUAAUCCUUGUUUAAAUGGAGCCGCCUGCAUCAAUUUACAAGGCUCUUUCCAAUGCAAUUGUGCUGGUGGCUGGAGUGGAACAUUAUGUAAUACAGAUGUUAAUGAAUGUUCUCCCACUAAUCCUUGUUUGAACGGAGCCGCCUGUGUCAAUUUACAAGGCUCUUUCGAAUGCAAUUGUGCUGCUGGCUGGAGCGGAACAUUAUGUAAUACAGAUGUUAAUGAAUGUUCUCCCACUAAUCCUUGUUUGAACGGAGCCGCCUGUGUCAAUUUACAAGGCUCUUUCGAAUGCAAUUGUGCUGCUGGCUGGAGCGGAACAUUAUGUAAUACAGAUGUUAAUGAAUGUUCUCCUACAAAUCCUUGUUUGAACGGAGCUGUCUGUGUCAAUUUACAAGGCUCUUUCCAAUGCAAUUGUGUUGGUGGCUGGACUGGAACAUUAUGUAAUAUAGAUGUUAAUGAAUGUUCUACUAAUCCUUGUUUAAAUGGAGCCGCCUGCAUCAACUUACAAGGCUCUUUCCAAUGCAUUUGUGUUGGUGGCUGGAGUGGAACAUUAUGUAAUACAGAUGUUAAUGAAUGUUCUCCCACAAAUCCUUGUUUGAACGGAGCCGCCUGUGUCAAUUUACAAGGCUCUUUUGAAUGCAAUUGUGCUGCUGGCUGGAGCGGAACAUUAUGUAAUACAGAUGUUAAUGAAUGUUCUCCCACAAAUCCUUGUUUGAACGGAGCCGCCUGUGUCAAUUUACAAGGCUCUUUCCAAUGCAAUUGUGUUGCUGGCUGGAGCGGAACAUUAUGUAAUAUAGAUAUUAAUGAAUGUUCUCCUACUAAUCCUUGUUUAAAUGGAGCCGCCUGCAUCAAUUUACAAGGCUCUUUCCAAUGCAAUUGUGUUGGUGGCUGGAGUGGAACAUUAUGUAAUACAGAUGUUAAUGAAUGUUCUCCUACAAAUCCUUGUUUGAACGGAGCUGCCUGUGUCAAUUUACAAGGCUCUUUCCAAUGCAAUUGUGCCACUGGAUGGACUGGAACAUUAUGUAAUAUAGCUGUUGAUUUCUGUAGUCCUAACCCUUGUAUCAAUGGGGCUACUUGCAUCAAUACUGGUUCUGGGUAUCAAUGCUUCUGUGCAACUGGAUUUGAGGGAACCAAUUGUGAAAUGAACAUAGAUGACUGUGUAGGCAACACCUGUCAAAAUGGGGCCACCUGUGUAGAUGCUCACAAUACCUUCCUGUGUGCCUGUCCACCUGGCUUCUCAGGUGCUAAUUGUGAAACAAAUGUUGAUGAUUGUGCAACAACGCCUUGUUUGAAUGGAGCCACCUGUACUGAUUUAGUAAACGCUUACAUCUGUGAAUGUACACCUGGGUAUACUGGAAUCAAUUGUGAAUCAGAUAUCAACGAAUGUCUUCCAAAUCCUUGUAUGAAUGCAGGAAACUGUUUUAAUACACUUGGUUCCUUUCAAUGUGUUUGUGUUGCUGGAUGGACUGGACCAUUAUGUGAAAUAGAUAUUGAUGAAUGUGCAGUAGGACCCUGUCAGAAUGGAGCCACCUGUAAUAAUCUAGUUAAUAGUUACACCUGUACAUGUCCCAUGGGAUAUACAGGAACCAAUUGUGAAACAGAUAUUGAUGAGUGUGCAGUUGCACCCUGUCAGAAUGGAGCCACGUGUAAUGAUCUAGUUAAUAGUUACUUCUGUACAUGCGUCAUGGGAUAUACAGGAAUCAAUUGUGAAACAGAUAUUGAUAAUUGUGCAGCAGCACCCUGUCAAAAUGGAGCCACCUGUAAUGAUCUAGUUAAUAGUUACUUCUGUACAUGCGUCAUGGGAUAUACAGGAACCAAUUGUGAAUUUGAUGUUGAUGAAUGUGCAACAUUGCCUUGCUUGAAUGGAGCCACCUGUACUGAUUUAGUAAAUGCUUACACCUGUGCUUGUACACCCGGGUAUACUGGCUUCAACUGUGAAACAGAUAUCAAUGAAUGCGCUACAAUUCCUUGUUCCAAUGGAGCAACCUGUUUUAACAGACCUGGCUCCUUCCAAUGUCUUUGCGUUCCUGGAUGGAUUGGACCAUUUUGUGAAAUAGAUAUUGAUGAAUGUGCAGUAGGACCUUGUCAGAAUGGAGCCACCUGUAACAAUCUAGUUAAUAGAUACACCUGUACAUGUGUCAUGGGAUAUACAGGAACCAAUUGUGAAUCGGAUGUGGAUGAGUGUUUACCAGGUCCGUGUUUGAAUGGGGCCACCUGCAAUAAUUUAUUUAAUAGUUACACCUGUACAUGUGCUGCUGGAUACACGGGAAACCACUGUGGAACAGCAAUCCAAGAAUGCCAAUCCAACCCAUGUCAAAAUGGUGCUACUUGCAUUGAACAAAUACCUGGUUACACUUGUCAAUGUUUAUCUGGUUACCAAGGCACCCAUUGUGAAGAAGAGAUUGAUGAAUGUGCAAGCUUUCCUUGUGUUAAUGGCGGCACUUGCUCUGAUUUGAUUAACGCAUACCAGUGCGCUUGCGUUAUCGGUUUUGAGGGAAUAAAUUGCGAAAAUGAAAAAGAGGAAUGCAUUAGUAAUCCAUGUCAAAAUGGUGCAUUAUGCUACGGGGCUGUCAAUGAUUAUACAUGUGCUUGUCUUGGAGGAUUUACUGGCCACGACUGCGAGAUUAACAUUGAUGAAUGUUCAAGCAUGCCAUGUGAAAAUGGUGGUACGUGCACUGAUGGAAUCGACAUGUACACAUGUGCAUGUCCUUUUGGUUACGACGGAAGAAACUGUGAGCUACCAACACAAUGCUUCACUGAUCCAUGUUUUAAUGGUGCAAUGUGUAUAAACGCUGUUGGCGGCUAUGUUUGUGUGUGCGCACCAGGGUUUAUAGGACUGAAUUGUGAAACGUCUGUAGGUUGUUCUGGAGUAAUUUGCGAAAAUGGAGGAACCUGUGUUGAAGGUGGCAAUGUGGUGGGCUGUGUUUGUCCGCAAGGCUUUGUGGGCGCUAGAUGCGAGAAUACUGAAAUUCAGCAGUGUGACACUAUGCCUUGUCAGAAUGGUGGAAUAUGCAACGAAGGAAACGCUGGUUACACUUGCACAUGUAUGUUGGGAUUCACUGGCAACAAUUGUGAGAUUAACAUUGAUGAUUGUGCAGGUGUUGCAUGCCUGAAUGGUGCUACUUGUUUAGACGCCAUUAACCAAUACCUCUGCGCGUGCACUGCAGGCUGGACUGGACAACACUGCGGGGUUGACAUUAAUGAAUGCAGCUCAUUUCCUUGUCAGAAUGGGGGAAUCUGUGGUGACAAUGUAAAUGGUUACACAUGCACGUGUAAUCCUGGUUAUACUGGAGACGUGUGUCAAACGAAUAUUAAUGAAUGUUCAAGCUUUCCUUGUCAGAAUAAUGGUGCAUGCAUUGACGGUAUCAACAGCUAUGUCUGUAGCUGUCCAACCGGUUUUACUGGUGCCAAUUGCGAAUUUAGCAGUAAUGUAUGUACUGCAAAUAAUUGCCUAAAUGGUGCAGAGUGCACACCGGAUUCCAGCGGUGGAUACACCUGCGUCUGUUUGAAUGGCUUUAGAGGCGCAUUUUGCGAGAACAUGGCUUGUACGUCACAAUUUUGUAAUAAUGGCGGAACUUGUUUUGAGCAGGACCAAAGUACUAUUGCUUGCUUAUGCUUACUUGAGUUCACUGGAGAUUUUUGUGAAAAUGCUGUUGUUGGAGGGUGUACUAGCAACCCUUGUCAGAAUGGAGGAAUGUGUGUAGAGGAUUCAUCGGGUUACAUUUGCAACUGCCCACUUGCUUAUGAGGGUGAUAAUUGUGAAAUUGAGCGGUCACCAUGUGAAACAAACAACUGCUUAAAUGGAGCAUUUUGUCAAAUUGUGCCAAAUGGCAUCAGGUGUAUCUGCACAGCCGCUUACACUGGUAUUCAAUGUCAAACACUUGUCACAUCUGGUCCAUGCUUCAGUAAUCCGUGUCAAAAUAGUGCUGCGUGUUCAGAGAAUACUAAUGGCUACUCCUGCUCUUGCUUGCCUGGGUAUAGUGGCCAAACUUGUGCAGACAAUAUUGACGAAUGCCUUAGCACUCCAUGCCAAAAUGGAGGUAUAUGUGUUGACCAAGUUAAUGGAUUUAUCUGCCAAUGUCCACAAGGGAUUUCAGGAGUAAUCUGUGAAGUCACAGAUUUUUGCGCUAACAACCUCUGCGUGAAUGGUGCCACAUGUCAAGAUACAGUUUCAGGGUACACUUGUGCUUGUACUCCAGGGUGGACUGGUGUCUACUGUCAAUUAGCUGUAAAUCUUUGUGAAAUUAACCCCUGUCAAAACGGAGGCACAUGUGUGAAUAUGCAAACAUCAUUCCAAUGUGUAUGUCCUGCUGGUUACUUUGGGUCACUUUGUGAAGUUGUAGAUCCUUGUGGAAAUAACCCUUGCCAAAAUGGAGGCAUCUGUAUGAAUGUGGACACAUCAUUCCAAUGCAUCUGCCCUGCUGGAUACUUUGGGUCAUUUUGCGAAGGUCUUAUCGAUGCGUGUGCCAAUACGCCAUGUCUGAACGGAGGCACCUGCAAUAAUUUUGGUACGUUCUACAUCUGUAACUGCCCACCUGCCUACCAGGGAACCAACUGUCAGACAAACUUGUACAACUGCCUAACUGCACCUUGCUUAAAUGGAGGCACUUGUAAUGAAUAUGCCACACACUAUAACUGCUCUUGUUUACCGGAGUACACAGGCGAUAACUGUGGAGAUGUUAAAGAUGCAUGCGCAUCUAUUCCAUGUAGCAAUAAUGCUACGUGCAAUAAUUUCAUCACAUACUUUACCUGCACAUGUGCUGAAAGCUUCACGGGAGAUACAUGUAGCGAAUCUGUUAUAGGACCUAUUACAUGUGCUGACUCUCCAUGCCUGAAUGGGGGAACCUGCCAACCUUUCACCAAUGGAUUUGUAUGCACUUGUGUACCUGGCUACUCAGGCAUUUACUGCGAUACAGAACCGAUCAAUGAAUGUAUUAACAACAUUUGCAUGAACGGCGCAACUUGUAUUGCUGGUAGAGGCGAUUCAUAUUCGUGUGUAUGUGAAAAUGGCUGGACCGGCCCAUUUUGUGACAUUAAUUUUUCGGAAUGUUCCAGCAAUCCGUGUCAAAAUGGUGCAACAUGCAUUGAUAACAUUGGGUUUUAUCAAUGCUCUUGCGCUGCUGGCUACACGGGAGUACACUGUGAAUUAACAGGUGAUAGUAGUUGUAGUGCAAAUUAUAAUCUCAUGGCUGGAGGAACAAUCAACCUCUACACACCAGGAUAUGGCAGUGAAUACCCAAACAACGUAUUCUGUAAAUGGGUCAUCGAUGCCCCUGAGGGAGUACAGAUGCGCCUCAUGUUCUUGACAUUUAACACAGAGCGCAACUAUGACUUCCUAAGUGCUGGAGAUGGCAACAACCCCGUCAAUGAUUCUACCAGGGUUAUCCAUGCAUCUGGAGCUGAGAUUCCAGAGAACUUUAUCUCUGACGGGAAUGUGAUCUGGAUAACAUUUAUGUCCGAUAAUCAAAGAGUGGCAGAAGGUGUUGCGAUGGAAGUUAUUGAUGAGGCACUUGCAGUUGGGUGCGUUGGAAGGCCAUGCCUUCACGGAUCAACCUGCACUGAAACCAAUAAUGAGGUUGGUUACGUGUGUAGCUGCGUGGCAGGUAGAACUGGCAGUAACUGUGAAAACAUAACGGGUUCCAUGACUGAUGUCUGUGAAAACUAUGUGUGUGAUAAUGGUGGAACAUGCUUUGAGAUGGAUAACGCAGCAGCUUGCCAAUGCCCAGUUGGUUAUGCUGGUUUAUUUUGUGAAAUAGAAGUGCAGCCAUGUGAUCCAAAUCCUUGCUCUAAUGGUGGAACUUGCAUUGAAGGUCCAGAUGGUAGUUCUUUUACCUGCAGCUGUUCAAUUGGAUGGAGUGGAUCAACAUGUGGCAAUGAUGUGAACUUAUGUGCGACCCAGCCAUGCUUGAAUGGGGCAACAUGUGUAGAUUCUGUUGGAAGUAAUUUUUUCUGCUCUUGUAUGCAAGGAUUUUCUGGAGUUCGUUGCGAAAUAGAUAACAUGAAUGCUUGUAACAGUAACCCCUGCAUGAAUAACGCAACUUGUGUCGCGACAUCAUCUUUGGGCUAUAGUUGUUCCUGUCAAUCGGGCUACAGUGGUGUUAAUUGUGAAGACAGAGAUUCCUUUUGCACACCUAACCCUUGUCUGAAUGGUGGUCUUUGCUCCAACAUGCCAAGCAGUGGUAAUAUGUACUCAUGUCGAUGUUCGGAUGACUACACAGGUGACAACUGUCAAAUUCCUCUUGGUUGUGCAAAUAACCAGUGUAUGAAUGGCGCCACCUGUCAGAAUGUAGGCAGCUCCUCCUACACAUGUAGUUGCCCCAUGGAUUUCACUGGCUUGUUCUGCGAAACAUUUAUAGGACGUUAAGUAGAAGGUUGGAGUUUUUCUACAUGGCAUGUUUGAUAUCACUGAAGAAUUUACAGUUGCAUGCUAACAUCUGCAACAACAAAAUUUGUGAUAAAUAUUUUGCAGUACGGGAUAUAUAAACAUCACAUCACCUUUGGCAAUCAGAUUCAAAUGGUAAAAAACAUGCUUUAGGUAUUUUAAUCCUCAAAAAGCUAUGUGAUAGGUUUUCAGUAAAUCAGAAUUUUGUUUAUACUAUAUAAUUAUUUCAUUUAAUUUUAAUCUACCACAAUAUACAUUAUGUUAUAAUUUUAGACUAGUUCUAUAUUUUUACCAUCAAUUUGAUAUUAUUUAUGAACUGAAUAAUGUACUUAGGUAAAUAAUCUUUCUUGGUUUUGUAUUAUACUUGGUUACUCUGCGUUAUCAAAAAGUGUGACAUGCCCAAAUAUGGUCAUGGUGCCAUCACAUCUUUACCAUAUAUAGGCACAUUAUGACAAAGUAGAGCAACAAAAUAGAAUUUGAUAAUCUAGACAGAGUGGUUUAUACUCUGUAUUAUCAAAUAAUUGCAUUGAUUUUUGUAAACGUAAUUUACUUGAAUUGAAUCAUUCAGUUCCCACAAUUUCAUGUUUUUAGACAUUUUAUUGUGAAUUUCCUUAGGUGAGACUUUUUUAUACCUUGGUUUGCCAACUUAUUCUUUUUAAAGAUUGUCAGAGGAGGGUGGAAAAAAAAUCAAAAUAAAAUU
Anneissia japonica is the source of this 16365-nucleotide messenger RNA. RefSeq lists its product as uncharacterized. Gene Ontology annotation, molecular function: calcium ion binding; Notch binding. The transcript is spliced from 104 exons. Gene Ontology annotation, biological process: Notch signaling pathway. NCBI's taxonomy places the organism in Eukaryota, Metazoa, Echinodermata, Crinoidea, Comatulida, Comatulidae. Bases 261 to 15647 code for a protein of 5128 amino acids. The record is from RefSeq and is a predicted model, not a curated record.